AUGUAAGAGAUCUAGAUAGGACUAGUCUUAUUUGUUUCAUGUUUAGCCUUUUUCCUUUUAGGUUAUUAAUGGGCAAUAUCAAAUUAGAAAUCUUAUUAUGAUAGUGUAUUAUUUUCAAUAUCGUUUUUAGCUUGGAUCUGAAGAUGAUGAAUGUAAAGUAUAAGUUAUUUUCUUUAGAAAAACUUGAAUAAUAAUUGAAUGAAUAUAAGUAAAAAGAGGAGCAAUACAUUAAAUAAAUUUAGGAUCUAAAGAAAUAAUUAGGAAUGAAAACUAAUAGUAAGAAUACAGAUAUUUGA
Paramecium primaurelia is the source of this 296-nucleotide messenger RNA. The record is from the annotation of a GenBank genome assembly. NCBI's taxonomy places the organism in Eukaryota, Ciliophora, Oligohymenophorea, Peniculida, Parameciidae.